Malania oleifera is the source of this 1330-nucleotide messenger RNA. Its product is annotated as meiotic recombination protein DMC1 homolog. Gene Ontology annotation, biological process: mitotic recombination; reciprocal meiotic recombination; chromosome organization involved in meiotic cell cycle. The transcript has 14 exons. The record is from RefSeq and is a predicted model, not a curated record. NCBI's taxonomy places the organism in Eukaryota, Viridiplantae, Streptophyta, Magnoliopsida, Santalales, Ximeniaceae. Bases 1 to 1029 code for a protein of 342 amino acids. Gene Ontology annotation, molecular function: ATP hydrolysis activity; double-stranded DNA binding; ATP-dependent DNA damage sensor activity. Gene Ontology annotation, cellular component: condensed nuclear chromosome; nucleus.
AUGGUGCUCAGAUCGGAAGAGCAGAGCCAGUUGCAGCUCGUCGAGAGGGAAGAUAUUGACGAUGAGGAGGAUUUGUUUGAAGCGAUAGAUAAACUGAUUUCACAAGGAAUUAACGCAGGCGAUGUGAAGAAGCUCCAAGAUGCUGGGAUCUUCACCUGCAACGGCUUAAUGAUGCAUACGAAGAAGAGUUUAACGGGCAUCAAAGGCUUAUCCGAGGCAAAGGUCGAUAAGAUAUGUGAAGCAGCUGAAAAGCUAGUUAAUGUCGGUUACAUUACCGGGAGUGAUGCUUUGCUCAGGAGAAAGUCGGUGAUUCGUAUAACAACCGGAAGCCAGGCCCUAGAUGAACUGCUUGGCGGUGGGAUUGAAACAUCGGCAAUCACAGAAGCAUUUGGCGAAUUCCGGUCUGGGAAGACACAGCUCGCGCACACCCUAUGCGUUUCCACCCAGCUUCCAACAAGCAUGCGAGGAGGGAAUGGAAAGGUUGCCUAUAUCGACACUGAAGGAACUUUUCGUCCUGAUCGUAUUGUGCCAAUAGCUGAAAGGUUUGGCAUGGAUGCAAGUGCUGUCCUCGACAAUAUCAUUUAUGCGCGCGCAUACACUUACGAGCAUCAGUACAGCCUCCUGCUCGGUCUGGCGGCUAAAAUGUCUGAAGAACCAUUCAGAAUUCUGAUUGUAGAUUCGGUAAUUGCUCUGUUCCGAGUAGAUUUCACAGGAAGGGGAGAACUUGCAGAACGCCAGCAAAAACUGGCUCAGAUGCUUUCUCGUUUGACAAAAAUAGCUGAGGAAUUCAAUGUUGCAGUCUACAUGACCAACCAAGUAAUAGCCGACCCAGGAGGAGGGGUAUUCGUGACAGAUCCAAAGAAACCUGCCGGGGGACACGUGCUAGCCCAUGCAGCCACGGUUCGGCUGAUGUUUAGGAAAGGGAAAGGUGAACAGCGUGUCUGCAAGAUGUUUGAUGCCCCAAACCUGCCCGAGGCCGAAGCAGUAUUCCAGAUAACACCUGGGGGCAUCGCAGACGCCAAAGAUUGAAUUCUUUCAUUGCGGAAUUGCUUCCUAGAAAAAAAAAAUCAGAUUUUGGAACAGCAGUUCAGAUCGACUGAUAGAGGGCUUUGGCUAUAAAAAUUCAACCCCAACUCGUUUUGAACCUUAGCAGCAUAGUAAGGGUUUAGAUACCCUUUGUACACGCUGCAAAUAUUUCAUACCUUUGAAGCUCUAAUUGUAAUUGCAAAGGCAGGUCGUGAUGUUGUAAUACAAUAUAAGGCAUUUCCAACUUGUUAUAUAAUGUCUCUAAUAAUGCAGCCAAACAGCAGCCCCUAAUGACAUAUCACCG